Molecule: messenger RNA, 1890 nt
Organism: Hordeum vulgare subsp. vulgare (domesticated barley)
Lineage: Eukaryota; Viridiplantae; Streptophyta; Magnoliopsida; Poales; Poaceae
Exons: 1
Coding region: 504-1370 (288 amino acids)
Molecular function (GO): DNA-binding transcription factor activity
Source: RefSeq, a predicted model, not a curated record
UUUUCUCCCACUCGUGUGGUGCCGUAAAGAAAAAUCCCACCACCAUCUUUCUUUGAUGAUCAUGGCGUUUGGGGCACUAGUUCUUGAUUAGAUUAGACUAGACCACUCGUAGUCGUAGUCGUCUCGUCGUCUACAGUUUACUGCCAUUUUCAAGUGAGGGUCGUAGGGCUGAGAGAGGACACAGCCCGCCACUCGACCCGGCAAGCAUAAUUUAGUCGUGGAGGAGAGGGAAAUGGCGCACUCAGCUAGCCUCAGUACUACAUACAGUAGAGUAGUAGCACCAGUGGGCCGAGCCAAACUGCUGCUACUCUCCUCUCCUCCUGCGUUGCCAUAUAUAGAAAAACAAAGCCUCCCCCGGUUCUCCUGAGCCCAACCAUACAUACAUUCCACUCCAGUGCACGCACGCUCGCUUCGCUUCUCUUCUCUUCUCCCCUCCCUCCUCCCCCUUUGUGGAUAUAAUCAUAUCCUCUCGACGUUGUUUAAUCGCAUCGCGCCGCCGCCACAUGGACAUGGACUCGCCCCCCAUGCCGCCGUCGUCCAAGCCGACCGACCUCUCGCUCACGCUGGCGCCGGCGGCGCAGUCCGUCGCCGAGGAUGGAGGAGCGGGCGGUGAUGGCGGCGCCGGCGCGUGCAUCGACGGCAAGGACGUCCGCCUCUUCCCCUGCCUCUUCUGCAACAAGAAGUUCUUGAAGUCGCAGGCGCUCGGCGGCCACCAGAACGCGCACAAGAAGGAGCGCAGCAUCGGCUGGAACCCCUACUUCUACAUGCCGCCCGCCUCCUCCGCGCACCUCCACGCCAAUGCCGCGCCGCCCGCCGCCGGGCACAACUCCUCGGGGACCUACGGCGGCUCCGGCGCUGCCGGCGGCGUCGGCUCCACCGUGCCUCCUGCUCCUGGGGUGGCCACGGGCCUCCCGGCGCACGCGUACGGCAGCCGCGCCUACGCGGCCCUGCCGACCACGUUCCCUAUCGCCUCCCACAGCUCCAUCAUGGUCGGCUCCGACCGGCUCCAGUACUACGCGCCGCCGCAGGGCGCGUCCGUGUCCUCGGCGGCGGCCGCCGCGGCGGGCGAGCUGUACAGCAGCAGCGGCCUGCAGACGACGUCCCGCUUCGCCGCGCACCAGCAGCAGCUCCUGGGCGGCGCGGCCGUCAGCAGCAGCGAGCGCGCGAUGAUGGCCGCGGCCGAGCAGCCGGGCGCCGGGCGCGACGAGCUGAUCGACAUGCUCAACUGGAGGCGGGGCUGCCACGGGCCGACCGCGUCGGCGUGCGCCACCACGCCCUCGCCCGCCAGCACCACCACCACGCUCACCUCCGGCAACACCAACAACGGCGAGGAUGCCGAGGAGGAGCUGGACCUCAACCUGAGCCUGUAGCAGCAGUGAUGAGCUCGCCGGCCGACGCUGCCUCCAGUCCAAGUGCAAGGCAAGGUCAAUCCGUCCGAGGCCACGUACAUCUACUCCACAACUCCUAUUCGCCCGGCUGUUCAUCACGUCCACGACGACCGACGUACGUACGUACCGCACCGCACGCCCGGUCGCCAAGAUUAGCUGUUUUUAAUUAGAGAGAAGAAGAAGAAGAAGAUGAUGAUGAUGUUAAUUAAUUAAUUAGUUCCUCGAUCGACCCUCCUUCAGUGAGUCUACUCAUGUAUGUUAAUGCUGCUAGCAGCGGUGAGCUGUGCUCCUUGUAAUCGUGCUCCUUCCCCCUCUUGAAUUUCACCCCUUGUUCGUAGUGUGCUCGUCAUCUUUUUUAGCUAACUUUUUUCGAGAUCGAAAGAAAGACGGGGGUUCCACUUCCACGGCGCGGGUCGUCGACAUGGCUGCCGUGGUUAAUGAAUGUUUGGCAUCUGUGGCGCAGCCGCAUCUGCCUAUCAAUCUAUCUUGGAUUUGAUGCUCU